Molecule: messenger RNA, 5488 nt
Organism: Tuber aestivum (summer truffle)
Lineage: Eukaryota; Fungi; Ascomycota; Pezizomycetes; Pezizales; Tuberaceae
Source: the annotation of a GenBank genome assembly
GCUCGAGAAAUAUACAGUAACGGUAUGGGAUAUUCUGCGAGGAAUGCGCUUCGGUAGAUCCACGACGGCUAUGUUGACGCGAAUCCGUUAAUUCACCGCCAAUUCUGAUAUAGUUGCGGAUUUUUCCGCUUCACAUCUUGUCCUUUUGGCCUCCAAACUCGACCGUCGACUGAAAAAGAAAAAAACCUUGAACAGAAAAAGAAUACUUGCCCGUAUUUGCUCUGCCGACAUUAUCUAUUGCAUCUAUUGCAACAUCAUUGUACUCGUACUGGUAUGGUUGCGCUCCCCCGUUUCGCCGCCUUGCGGCUCUUUGACCAACUUACUCUCUCCUUGAAUUUGAGUCUGAGGUUUUGGUCCUGGUCCGAAUGCAGAGCUUGCUCGGGAUCGCCGAACCGCGGCAACAGGCACUGUCCGAGAGGGUGAGAAGCAGCCGGAAGGAUUGAAGGCCCUAAGCUUAGUAGAGGGAGACUCUUUAUCCCGACUCCUCAGAAUUAGAUCCCGACCAACACGGUUUUGGUGCUUCUCUGGACGUCGAAGGGGGGGGAAAAAAUAAUACGGAUACACCGCCACUAGUUCUUCCCGGAGCUACCAUUACCCACCAGGCCGCCUCAAUCACCCUCCCCCCCACGGGCACGCUCCCUUAGGAGCGUGGUCGGUUUUCUCCUGGCUGGCUUAGCUCCCGUCUGAAAUAGCGCUUCUUGCGAAUGGUACUUGAGGCCUGACAGGUCUCCCCCACCCGCCUAGUACGGUAAGUUUCUCUCGCUCCGUCCGAGUUAUUAAUUGAACCUGUUCGGGUCUCCUCUCCGGAUGCCUUGUUGAAUCAUUCAGCAGGUUUCGAAUCGGCCAUUCUGUUAUGUCUGCAACCAACUCCGACUCGAAGAGGCCCCGUCUGGAAUCUUGGGGAUCAUCGUCCUCGCCCCUUUCCCAUGAGAUGCAUCACACCCACUCUCAGCAUUUCCCUCCACAAAGUUCCUCCACAUAUCCUACGACGUCGCCAACAGCUAGUUUUGCCGACUGGCAGAUGAAAACGCCCCCGCAACCGGUUCAGCAUACGUUGUCACAUUCGAGAUCGCAUUCAAUUCCCACACUCCCCCCCGGGAUAGCAACUGGCGGAAAGAAUGGUACAUCACAGCGGCAGCAGCAACAUCCUGGGCAUUCACUCGCUAGUAACGCAACAGUAGCAGCCUCGCCGCAUACAGAUCCUCUUGUACAUAAUUCUGCCCCCCCCCCCAACAACAACGGGUAUAAUAACGGCUUCCAGACUCAGCAUCACCAUCAACCGCAGGGUCAGCAAAUUUCUAUGGACGGCUCUGCACCGGCACCCCCCCCGCCGGUUCUACACCGCACUACCGCAAUGCAACCGACCAGCAACAGGUUCAACAACUGCGUUCCUUCUCUGUCUCCACCAAUUCCUCUUCUUCCGCCGGGCACCCUUCUCACUAUCAACCGGACACGUCUGGGUACUACGGUCAACAAAUGCAGGGCCAGCGCCAGCAGGAUUUGUCCCAUCCGGGAAAUUCAGGUGGAAACGCUGCCAUCGGGGAUAGUCGACCUCCGGCCUUAUAUGACAACGCAUCGCCAGCGAGCUCUGGAACCCUACCUCCGGGCCCUAGCCCUAUAAUGACCAGCGGCUUUUCUACAACUCCCACACAGAUGAUGUCCCAUCACCAUAUAUCCACUUCAGCAUCUGGGGUUACAAGCCCUGUCGCAACAGCGUCACCUGUCGGUGGUAUCCCGGGAACGGUAAUGGGAAAUCAGCAAAUGAAUGUGGUGACUACCUACCCUCCUCGUCGAAAGGCAAUCAGGGCUGCACAAGUAUGUAUCAUUAUUUCUUUUUCUCCUUCUAUACUUAUUUUACCUUGAAUAUUUCAUUCCGUAAGACAUGGCGUCUGUAGGGCCAAAAGUGGAUAACUCCUCCGGAGCACUGAGGGCUUUUGUGAGACCGUUUCAAUGGGGCCCGAAUAUUGGUUUAUGCAUGCUGUGUGAUCAUGUGACCUCACCAAGCCGCUGGGAAUACGCAUUCGCGGGAGGAAGAUGGGGAAAAGAAAAAGAAAAGAAACCCUGGAGCCGGUCUUCCAGAAGAGCGCCUCUGCUUGAAUUUUGGGCGGUUGGUGGAACUGGGCAUGGGUGUGUGUUUACGAUCAACUGCAUCAUUCCGUAUUCCGGUUUAACACCCACUUUUUACCUGCCUGAUGGCUGGACUGGAGACUUCAUUUUUGCGUCUUUUUUCUUCCAUUUACUUGGGUUAUGAUAUGGAAUUUGCACGGGACUGACCUGAUGAAGGCGUGUGACGCUUGCAGAGCGAGAAAGGCUAAAUGUGACGAGGGAAGGCCAAGCUGUGGUUUUUGCAAGGAGUCGCAGAUUGCUUGCGUCUAUAGAGAAGUACCACCGCCGAAGUGAGUUUUAAUACCCCAGUAAAUUUCAGGUCUUACUAAAUCCUUUCUUUUCUUCCCCGAAGGCAAGAUAGGACAUUACUCCAGAUUCUGGAGCGAUUAGGGAGGGUAGAGACUCUGUUAGAUUCGAUCAAUUCUGGCAGAGAAGUAGUUGCAGUUGCGGCUCCGACCGGUGGUAGUGGGGGGACUGGUGGUGCUACCGCACCAAAGGAGGCCGCAACUAUUAAUGAGACAUCUCUACAAAGUUUACAGAGCACUUCGCCUUUUCAUCCUCCUACCCCUGUGGCUCAACAGGCUCAUCCUCAAGCUACAGCGGGCGGUGCCUCUGUUCAGGAUCAUCGCCCACACCCUAGCAAUCCCACCGAGGUUCCGCUAGAGGGGGAUGAGCAGCUCACUAUACCGGUGCAGCAUACUACUGCUGCGCAUAAGCUCAUGGGGUGGCCAAGUAUCCAGAAGAAUAUUGACGAUGAAUUUCUAGCGAAUGAAGGUUAUGUGAUGAAAGCAGAGGAGAAGAGAGGCCCCUUACGUGUGUACGGAAGAGGGGAGAGUUUGGAUUCUUCCGGCUCAAUGUUUGAGGAUCUGGAUGAUCAUGAUGCGGGGUUCAUCUGGGAUAGUGGAAUUGGGGCGGAUGAAGGCGUAGAGGGAUUCUGGAGGAGUACCGAGGAUUCCCCGAUGGAGGAUGUAUUACCGGAAGCCGGGGAUUAUAUGAACUCCCGGAGGAAACCGUCCGCUUAUACGGGGAGUGGAUUGACGACCGGAGGCGGGCUGAAGUUAGACCAUCAGACUACCCUUGCGCUGCUGAAUAGUUUUCUGGCGAAUAUUCAUAUUUUACACCCUGUUGUGGAUAAGGCUGCAGUAACUAAUAUGGUGUUUUUGUUUUCUGAGCGCGUGGCAUCUGUGUCUGCAGUGUCACCCACCACCCCUUAUUCUGCCGGAGCGCUAGGGCCUAACAUAGGGUUGGGACUGGGAUCCACCGCUGAGGGGGAUGGGUCUAUGCCGUCCCCGGGGCUUCAUAGGAGGAACUCUUCUUCCGCGAAGAGAAAGCGGAGCAUAUCCGGAAUCGGGCCACUGCACUCAACGCCUUCCUCCCAGGGGGUGGGGCCUUCUCCACAGCGGAUCCCCAGGACCCUGCACUCGGCCUUGGUACUCUUGGUAAUGGCCCUUGGAGCCGUGUGUUUACAUAAAAGACCAGUCCCAGGACCAUUACCCCCGUUGUCCAAUUCCCCAGGUUUCCGGACUACUACACCUCCCUAUAAAACCUCCGGUCCUUCGUAUCAUGGAGCGGGUUCGCCUUUUCACUCAUAUAGCCAACAGCAGCAGCGCCCUGGUAGAUUACAGUGCAGACAAGGCCGGGAACUUAGGAAUAUUGACGUAAUUCCCGGACUAGCAUAUUUCGUGAAAGCGACAGAGAUCGUGGGGGUUCUGUCGGGGGGUAACGAGUUGGAGAAUGUCCAGAUUUGCCUUCUGGCGGGAUUGUACUGGGGACAGCUGGGGAGGGUAUUGGAUAGUUGGAAGUGGAUUAAUUAUGCAUGCAUGGGGUGCCAGAUAUUGGUUAGGAUGUGAGUUUUGGUUUUGACGUCAGUCGGUCUCGGCAGAGUCUAACUGUGGACAGGAGGUUGGAGAGUGGGGGUAGUGAGCUGAGGAGGGAUAUGAUUCUUCGGGUUUUCUGGAGUUGUCUUCAGCUUGAAAGGUUUGUUCUGGCAUUAUAUUGCUCUGAGGGGUUUCGGUGAUUGUUGAUUGUGUACGGUAGUGAUAUCCUUGCUGAGCUUGACCUUCCGCCGAGCGGGAUAUCGCGAUUGGAGGACUCGAUGCCCCUUCCAAGCGGAAUUACGGACAGUUCAUCCACGGAGGGUACGGAUGAGGACAACUCGUUGAUGUGGAUGUACUACCUCGCUCAGAUUGCCUUGAGAAAGCUACUAAACCGAGCCCACACGUCUCUCUACAAAAGAGGCUAGUCCGCCCUCCAUAUCCUUAGAAGCAACUCUAACAAUCUCCUAGAUAAAGUGAAACUCGACUCCCCCCGCUCCCUCGCGAUGGCCCGAGAACUCGACUACCAGUUGGAACAAUGGAAGCUCCACCUGCCCGAGGCCCUCCGUUGGGAAGAGUCCGACCAACCACCCGCGGACAUCAAUGCCGCCCGCCUUCGCGCAAAGUAUUUCGGUGCACGCUACAUCAUCCACCGCCCAUUCGUCUACCACGCCAUCCACGGUGGAAACGGUGUGUACAAUGCCCCCAGCAACAGCGGUGCCUUUUCUACAUCCCCGCCUGCAAUGUCUACCGGCGAGAUGUCGCAGAGUUCGCCCAGCGCUACCACACCGGGGGGAUUCAAUCCAUCGGGGAAUAUAGUGGGUGGAGGUAGGAGGAUUAGCGUUGCUGGAGAAAGCGAGAGGGCGGAUUUGGCGCCUGUUUCGCUGGAAACUAGUUGUCGGAAGUGUAUUAAUUCCGCGAUCUCUAGUACUACGGCCUUUCACGCCUUCUCGCCCGAUGUGAAUAGACCUGUCAUCACGAAUGUUUUCGGGACAGCGCAUGCGUACUUCUCCCUCUUCCCCUCUCUCGGUCGUGUGCUAACGUUGCUAUAGACAAUUUGGAAACCUCCUUGUCCUCCAAGCAGCCUACCAAUCCCCAGCUCUAAAAAGCAUGGUACCACAGCAUCUCCUUGCCGAAUUAUUCCGGAAGACAAUUCAUUGGCUGCAAACCCUCUCUCCGAUUUCGUCUGCCCUCAAACAUGAUGCGCACAUACUAGAGAAUGCGGCGGCCAAGUUGGAUUUUCAGAUUUCUGCUCCUGUGGGGCGGGGUUGACGCGGGUGGGCGGGUACAUGGCAGUAUAUCUUAUCGCGAGGUUUAUUAUAUUGGUGGUUGGGUUGUCAAGAUGGGAAUUGCUUGUUUGUCAUACCUUGUUUAUUUUUUCGGGCGUUUUCGGUUUUUUUGUUGCUUAGUAUAGUAGUAGUGUACUGAGGAGGAUGAGAAGGUAGGAGAGGGAGGGUCAAUUUUCGCUUUUUGGCAGAGCUGUUUAGAUUAGGCUUCAUGGGAUUUGUCCUUUCCCUUUUGUUUCGUCACUUUCAUCAGUUUCACCAAUUCACCAACCGAGGUUGAUA